Molecule: messenger RNA, 1323 nt
Organism: Cataglyphis hispanica
Lineage: Eukaryota; Metazoa; Arthropoda; Insecta; Hymenoptera; Formicidae
Gene: MED31
Product: mediator of RNA polymerase II transcription subunit 31
Exons: 3
Coding region: 366-857 (163 amino acids)
Biological process (GO): regulation of transcription by RNA polymerase II
Cellular component (GO): core mediator complex; mediator complex
Molecular function (GO): transcription coregulator activity
Source: RefSeq, a predicted model, not a curated record
CGCACACAUUAAUUCUUUAUAUGUAUUGCAUUAUGGAAUACGUUCGGAAAUCUUACUCGUGAGAUAAAAUAGUUUUAAAUUAAUCAAUCAGGAUAAGGAAAUCUUCUGUUCUAAUUCGUCAAUUAAACGUCAUUUUGUCCCAGAAGAGGACGAAAAAAGAAUCCAGAAAAUUGCGAAGGACGGGAGAUAAGUGAGGAAUUGUCUCAUAAGCUGAAUCUUAUAAGCUUAUAACCAAAGUUUAUGUCUCGUCGGAACGUCGGAAGUCGGAAUUCAGAAUUGUGUGUUUCGUUAGUCCUCGUAUAUACAUUUUGCUGUCGAGAUACACAUAUACGAUAUUUAAUACACAAUUAAUAAGUUGAUGUACUAUGAAUCGAUUGGAUGAUCCGCCGGGGCUCAUGAAAGGCAGAAAACCUUCUUUCAUUGGGAUGAACGGUGGGAUGAUUGUUUGUAGUCGAGCCCCGGAGACGGAUGAUCAACAACGAUUACGGUUUCAGAUUGAAUUAGAGUUUGUACAAUGUCUUGCUAAUCCAAAUUAUCUGAAUUUUUUAGCACAACGUGGCUACUUUAAAGACUCGACGUUUAUCAAUUAUCUCAAGUACCUAUUGUAUUGGAAAGAGCCAGAGUACGCAAAAUACUUGAAAUAUCCAAUGUGCUUGUAUUUUCUGGAUUUAUUGCAAUAUGAGCACUUUAGACGGGAAGUUGUGAAUUCUCAGUGCACAAAAUUUAUUGACGAUCAACAGAUUUUGUUGUGGCAGCAUUACACGCGACGUCGAACGAGACUUUUGCAAACGGCUGCUGAGCAAACGCAACAUAUCAAUCCUCAAAAUAACGGUAUCGCACAACCUAAAGUUCCCUAAAAUUUUAAUUUUUAUUCCAUACAUUUAGAAAACUGAACAUAGAUUUUUACAUUUCACAUGAUUUUUUCAAUAUGAUAUUUUUGUAUAAGGAAUGAUAAAGAAAUGAUAUAUUGUUUCAUUCAUGAUAAUUUAUUCGGUAAGAAUUCUCUCAGUUUUGUAAACUAAUAAAAUAAUAUCUUUUUCUAUAAUAUAUAUAUUAUAGAAAAAUGUAUAUAUAUUAUUUGUUAAAUAAUAUUAAAAAUAUUUGUAAAAGAUAUUUAUAUUGAAAAACUUCUUUCCUUCUAAUGUUCAGUUUUUUUAUAACAUUAUAAUGUAUGUGUAUACACACACACACACACACACACACACACACACACACACACACACACUUAGAUACAGUAAAAUGCAAUCAUUCAUUAACGAUCGUUAUAUUUGUAUAAACUAUUUUUAAAUUCUGUUUCAUGUACAUUAAAAAUUAUCUAUAUUA